AUGGAGGGGCGUGGCCACGGCCCCACCCUCCCAACCAAUCGCCUCGGGGCAGCGUCCGCAUUGGGCACGGCGUGCGGCAGCAGCAGCCAAUCAGGUAUAAGGGGCGUGGCGGCGAGAGGCGGAUCCGCCCACUACCAGGGGUGCGGCAGCCAAUGGGAGCGCAGGGGGCGGGGCGACGGCGGAGGCACGUGCGGCCGCGCACGUGUACGCGUGGGGCAGCCGCAGCCGGGGCGGAACCGGCGCCGGUGCCGGGACAGCGCGACCGGGAGCGGGACGGGGACGGAGGGACGGGGAGAGCGGCACCGGGCGGGCACGGCCCCGCCGCAGCGGCUGCCGCCGGCAGGUGACCCCAUGGAACCUUCCCAGCGCUCCCCCAGUUCUGGUGAUGGCAUUGGGACUGAGACCCUCCCCAGAGCCCCCCCAGUGCCCCCCCGGUCUGAGCGGGGCCGUAAGAGGAGGGCAGGGGGGGAUCCGGAGCCGCCCCCAGUGCUGCGUGGUGCAAAGCGGCCAAAGGAUGGGGAUGGGGGUCCCCGGCACAACACCACCCCCCCCAGCGACGGAGAUCGCCUCUUUGCCCAAAAAUGCCGGGAGCUGCGGGGUUUCAUCCGCCCUCUGACGGAGCUGCUCAAUGGGCUGCGCAUGGGGAGAUACGACAAAGGGCUCAGCAGCUUCCAGCAGAGCGUGGCCAUGGACAGAAUCCAGCGGAUUAUCGGUGUCCUGCAAAAACCCGAAAUGGGCGCACGCUACCUGGGGACCCUGCUGCAGGUGGAGGUGAUGCUCAAAGUCUGGUUCCCCCACGUCGCCCCUAAAGCCGGCCCUGAACCAGAUCCCGUCGGGGUCCUCCUGCUGCUCCGAGACCGCCGCAGCGCACACGGGGACGGCGCCACGUCGGGGACAUCGGGGGGGACAUCAGAGACGACACCAACAGGGACAACACACCCCAAGUGCCCCCUCCCCACCCGGACUGGGGCCCCCACGCCCCCCGCAGCACCCGACGUGUGACCGUCCCCCAGCACGGGAUUCUCUUCUUCUUCAUUUUGGUUUUUGGGUUUA
Molecule: messenger RNA, 1053 nt
Organism: Lagopus muta (rock ptarmigan)
Lineage: Eukaryota; Metazoa; Chordata; Aves; Galliformes; Phasianidae
Gene: CIART
Product: circadian associated repressor of transcription
Exons: 5
Coding region: 1-1002 (333 amino acids)
Biological process (GO): circadian regulation of gene expression; negative regulation of DNA-templated transcription
Cellular component (GO): nucleus
Molecular function (GO): RNA polymerase II cis-regulatory region sequence-specific DNA binding
Source: RefSeq, a predicted model, not a curated record